AUGCUACAUGAAGAACAUAAGACAGAUGAUGGAACGGGAAGACCUAGGAUAAAACCGUAUGCUUUGGAAGAAGCUUGUACAGUUUGGGAAGCGGUUUUGAUUGAUAAGAAAGAAGAAUCUACUUCAACCGAUAUGCCCUUAGGCACGAGCAUACAUAACAUAGAAAUCACACUUGGAAAGGGUGGACGAUUAGCUAAAGAAGCGGGUGUUGUAGAGAAACUGAUUGCAAAAGAAGGGAAAUCAGGCACAUUAAAAUUACCUUCUGGGGAGGUCUGUUUGAUAUCCAAAAACUGCUCAGCAACAGUCGGACAAGUGGGGAAUGUUGGGGUGAACCAAAAAAGUUUGGGUAGAGCCGGAUCUAAGCGUUGGCUAGGUAAGCGCCCUGUAGUAAGAGGAGUAGUUAUGAACCCUGUAGACCCACAUGGGGGUGGUGAAGGGAGGGACCUAAUUGGUAGAAAACAACCCACAACCCCUUGGGGUUAUCCUGCACUUGGAAAAAGAAGUAGAAAAAGGAAUAAAUAUAGUGAUAAUUUGAUUCUUCGUCGCCGUAGUAAAUAG
Lactuca saligna is the source of this 558-nucleotide messenger RNA. The record is from the annotation of a GenBank genome assembly. NCBI's taxonomy places the organism in Eukaryota, Viridiplantae, Streptophyta, Magnoliopsida, Asterales, Asteraceae.